Molecule: messenger RNA, 3578 nt
Organism: Centropristis striata (black sea bass)
Lineage: Eukaryota; Metazoa; Chordata; Actinopteri; Perciformes; Serranidae
Gene: klhl26
Product: kelch-like family member 26
Exons: 3
Coding region: 115-1929 (604 amino acids)
Molecular function (GO): protein binding
Source: RefSeq, a predicted model, not a curated record
CCUCCUAACAGGCUGCUCCAUACAUUAUAAAACAACAUGAACGGGCCCUUAGUGCCGCUGACCUUCUGGUAACGCUGCUGAAAAUGCUCCAUGCGUGUUGCUCUGUGCUAGAAGAUGGCGGAGUCGGAUGGCGGGGAUUUUGCUUCCAAACAUCCGCAGAGCAGUAUGGCUAACAAGAAUAGCACCCUGCGCUGUACGUUCUCCGCCUCCAGCCACAGCGCCAUCCUCCUCCAGGGCUUGUCGGUCUUGCGGGCCCAGGGCCAACUCCUCGACGUUGUUCUGGCCAUCAACGAAGAGCGCUUCCAGGUCCACAAAGCUGUGCUGGCCGCCUGUAGUGAUUACUUCAGAGCGAUGUUCACCGGAGGCAUGAGGGAGUCAAACCAAGACACCAUCGAGCUGAAGGGUCUGUCGGCCCGCGGGCUCAAACACAUCAUCGACUUCGCCUACAGCGCAGAAGUGACUCUAGACCUGGACUGCAUCCAGGACGUCCUCGGGGCUGCUGUGUUCCUCCAGAUGGUCCCAGUCGUGGAGCUCUGCGAGGAGUUCCUCAAGUCGGCGAUGAGCGUGGAGACGUGUCUGCACAUCGGCCAGAUGGCGACCACCUUCAGCCUGUCGUCCCUCAAAGAGUCGGUGGACGCCUUCACCUUCCGCCACUUCCUCCAGAUCGCCGAGGAGGAGGACUUCCUGCACAUCCCCAUGGAGCGCCUCGUCUUCUUCCUGCAGAGCAACAAACUCAAGAACUGUAGCGAGAUCGACCUCUUCCACGCCGCCAUCCGGUGGCUCCAGUACGACGAAUCUCGCCGGGCUCAAGCCAGCGGCGUCCUUUGCCACGUGCGCUUCCCGCUCAUGCGCUCCUCCGAGCUGGUGGACAGCGUCCAGACGGUGGACAUCAUGGUGGAGGACGUGCGGUGCCGCCAGUAUCUCCUCGAGGCCUUCAACUACCAGAUUCUUCCCUUCCGGCAGCACGAGAUGCAGUCGUCACGGACGCUCAUACGCUCUGACGUCUUGUCCAUCAUCACCUUUGGCGGGACGCCGUACACGGACAACGACCGCACGGUGAGCAGCAAGGUGUACCACCUCCCCGACACGGCGUCCCGCCAGUUCAAAGAGCUGACGGAGAUGGAGGCCGGCUGCAGCCACGCUUGCGUCGCCGUGCUCGAUAACUUCGUCUACGUGGUCGGCGGUCAGCACUUGCAGUACCGCAGCGGCGAGGGCGCGGUGGACAGCUGCUACCGCUACGACCCGCAUCUCAGCCACUGGCUCCGCAUCCAACCGCUACAGGAGGCUCGCAUCCAGUUCCAGCUCAACGUGCUGCGUGGACAGCUGUACGCCACCGGGGGGCGCAACCGAUCCGGCAGCCUGUCGUCUGUUGAGUGUUACUGCCCGAAGAAGAACGAGUGGACUCACGUGGAACCGUUAAAACGCCGGAUCUGGGGCCACGCGGGAACCCCCUGUGGGGAAAAGUUGUACAUUUCCGGCGGUUAUGGCGUCUCGUUGGACGACAAGAAAACGCUCCACUGCUACGAUCCGGCGGCGGACCAGUGGGACUUCAGAGCUCCGAUGAACGAACCGAGAGUGCUGCACGCCAUGAUCAGCACCAGGGAUCGGGUUUACGCUCUCGGCGGCCGCAUGGACCACGUGGACCGUUGUUUCGACGUGCUGGCGGUGGAGUAUUACAUUCCGGAGAACGACCAGUGGACGACCGUUAGCCCCAUGAGGGCGGGGCAGUCCGAGGCCGGCUGCUGCUUGAUGGACAGGAAGAUCUACAUCGUCGGCGGCUACAACUGGCACCUGAACAACGUCACCAGCAUCGUGCAGGUGUACAACACCGAGACGGACGAGUGGGAGAGGGAUUUACACUUCCCAGAAUCCUUCGCUGGAAUCGCUUGUACGCCGAUUAUUCUUCCACAAAACACCACACAACGCUAACCAUCGGACCCGGGACUGUGAAGAUUAGGUAAUACUUUACAAUAACCAACUAAGUAAUGUUUAUAGAUGGUUUAUAAACCAAUUAUUAACCAAAGUGCUAUACAUAUUUAAUCGUUAAAUGUUUUCAACCAAUUUCUUAAAGGUACACUGUUAAAAAUCUUCGUAGAAAUAACAGUAAAACACUGUCAAAUACAUCAGAAAUAGGGCGUAAAAUAAAAAAUUGUAUAUCACCAUAUUAGACACUUUUAAUUCAUCAAAAUCAAAUCAAAGAAUAGCACAAAACUUUUACUUUUUUCUGCCAUAAAGUGGAAGAAACACACAGUUUUGCUGUAAAAAAAUAUUAGAUUUUUCAUUUAAAAUGAAUGGAGAAAUACCAUGACGUCACAAGGACGUAACUACCCUAAAAAUAAUAGCCGACCAAAGGACCUAAAAUGACCAAAAGAGUCACAAAACGACCAAAAAAAGAGACAGAAAACGGCCAAAAGAGACACAAAACCAUCAAAAAAGACACAAAAAGACCAAAAGAGACACAAAACUAUCUAAAAAGACACAAAAUGACCAAAAAAAAAGACAGAAAACGACCAAAAGAGACAUGAAAUGAUCAAAAAAAGACACAAAAUGACCAAAAAAAUACGUAAAAUUAUCAAAUGAGACACAAAAUUACCAAAAAGAGACACAAUAGGGAUAAAAUGGCAAGUGAUUUUUCAGUCUAAAUGACAGAAAUCUUUGUAGAAAUAACAGUAAAACACUGUCAAAUACAUCAGAAAUAGGGCGUAAAAAAAUAAAAUAUUGUAUAUCACCAUAUUAGACACUUUUAAUUAAUCAAAAUCAAAGAAUAGCACAAAACUUUUACUUUUUUCUGCCAUAAAGUGGAAGAAACACACAGUUUUGCUGUAAAAAUAUAACAUUUUCAUGCAAAAUUUAUGGAGAAAUACCAUGAUGUGUGAAUGAAUGACACAAUUACCCUAAAAAUAACAGGAUUAUUCAGUCUAAAUUACAGUUUUUGCUGAUAUUUACAUUUAAAUUUAGAAUAGAAAAUCCACUCACUGUAAUUUUUACGGUGAAGUUCUGGCAACCACAGCUGCCGGUAUUUUACCGUAAAUUAAACAGAUUUUUUUUUACAGUGUAUAUGAAUCAUUUCAAAAUCAUUAACAUACUUAAUAUGGUGUUAAUAUGGUGUACUAAAACUAUUAAUUAUAAUUUUAUUGUUUGUUAAUGGUAAAGUAACUAUAAACUUGCAUUAAUAUACCAUCUAUUUGUCAUUUAUAAAUUAUUUAGUUAGUUAUACAUAAAUAAAUUAUGUAUUUAACAUUCUAAAAGGCCUAUAUACGGUUUAUAAAUGAUGAUUAAAGUUAAUAAACUAUCUGUUUACCAUUUAUAAAUGAUGGUUAUUGUAAAGUGUUACCGAAGAUUUUAUUCCAUGUGCUCUUUCUGCCGACCAUUGAGUCAACACAAGGUGUGAACAUUAUAUAAGCCAGUGUGUGUGUGUGUGUGUGUGUGUGUGUGUGUGUGUCCUCAUUCAUUUGAGGAUAUUAUCUGAAAAGCUACUAAGCCACAUUAUUCACUACUUCUUUCAUUAGAGCACAUUUUUAUUUAAAAUGACUGUCAUGUCAAAACUCCUUUUAAUGUUGAUUGACUUAUUUUGAUAC